This is a messenger RNA of Porites lobata, 5458 nucleotides long. The record is from the annotation of a GenBank genome assembly. Lineage: Eukaryota; Metazoa; Cnidaria; Anthozoa; Scleractinia; Poritidae.
GAUUUAGACCCUGAAUUUCGCCAAGAUAUUUUCACACAAGACGAUUAUCAUUAUUUGAAUGUUCCUGUGGUUGGAUCAUUCACAGUGGACAACGCCUUUGACUGUACGUUAAAGUGUCUUAGAAAUCCUUGUUGCUUUUCUGUUAACCUGGCCGCCUACAGAGGAGCCAAUGGAAAGAUAUGGUGCGAGUUGCUGUCCUCUGAAAAGCACAGCAACCCCGAGAAGUAUAAAAGAAACCAAACCUCGCAUCACUUAAGUACCAUCCUAAAGGUAUAGCAUUAUCAUUAUCAAAUGAAUGUUAUUAUUAUUCAUUGUCAUUGUCAUGAUCAUUAUCAUCGUCAUCGUCAUCAGCAUCAUCAUUAUCGUUAUCGCAGGAGACCAUAACCCGGAGUGAGCAACUCCCAUAGUAGGCCUAUGUCACGGCGGUUUUACGGACCAGUUUAUUUUUAGACACAUUUUAGGGCACUUUUUCCCGUGAAAAUAGAAUCUCCACUGCAUGUCUAUUAGCGCAGUCGAAGUAUAAGAUGUCAAAAAGUAAAACUAAAUGUCAUUAAAAGGCAAAAAAUAUCCCUUUAAGUCUGCAGGUUUUGUUGACUGGUAUGUGGAAUUUAAAAGAUAUUCAAAAUUGGUUGUUUUAGUAGUAAUCAAAGCGGAGCUCCAUGAGUAAGAAAAUUUGCUUAGCUAUGCAUUCAAGAAAUGUAAGUUCUGACAAAAUCGUCCGUACGAUGCGUACGUACGUCCACCCGUUCAUGAAAGCCGGGGUGAAAUUUUGCAUUUCAAGCACCCGCGCGUUUCGGCGGUAAAUCGCAUGGCCACCCGCCGGACUUUUAGAGAGAAAAAAUACAACAACAACAAAGCCGAUCCUUUCUUUCGACUAAAUUUUAACGGUCUACAUUGACGUAAAGUGGAUAACAAAGAAAGAGCUAGAGCGAGAGAUAAAAAAACAAAAGAGACCAAUUUCAUUGGAAGAAAAACGCGAAAAUUUCAUAGGAGCGGUGAGAAAAUAAGAACGUCAGUCCUCUAUAAAACAUGUAACUAGGAAGUGUCUGGAAGUUUCAAGUUGUAGUCGUGCAAAACAACGGCAAAGAAAUGUACCAAAAAAGCGUGCUGCACAUCACGUUUUCGUUGCCGUCGCCGCUUAGCAUUACUGGAUUUUAUGUUUUGUUUGAGUAACCUAUAAAUGUCAACGACAGCUUCGCUUUUAAUUUAGCCCUGGCUAAAUCUAUAUAUUUUAAAAUACUAAUGGUGAUGUUGCUACUUUCAGACCUCAGGUACUCACUGGACAUGUUGCAAAGAACAUACUUGUGCGCAAAAUUCUAGACAUCUCAACUGCCCUUGUAAUGAGGGAAUUAUUGGAGCAUCUUCCCAAACAGGUAACAAAACAAGCGUUGACUGAAACUGAAAAAGUGCCGUUGUCUUAGCUUGAAUAUGGAACAAUAACACUAGCAGGACUACUAGUGAAUUUGAUCAUCUUUUUCAGCGAUCAAGUCAUGUCAAGAUUGGUAUCACUAUAACUCAGACGUGUAGGUAACUUCUUUUUUUCCUUAAGGAUUUUUUUUCUUCGAGUUGGUUUUAAACGACACCAACGCUUUAGUACUGAACAAGGUUGUGAAACUGUUUUUUUUUUUAUGUAAACAGUGAAAAACCAGCAUGUUUUUGACACCCUCAGGGAAUGCUCUAGUGUCCGCUUAAUACAGGUUUCACUGCAGUUGUUAACCAAAACGUUUCUUCUUUGUUUAGCUCAAGCAAUACUCAGGUGAUUACGAUUAUCUUUGACUCAGAGCCAACAUCUGUUCUCUGUCACAUGGGAGAUUUUGGAUGUGGGGUUGGAGGAUGGACACCGGUCAUGAAGAUUGAUGGCAACAAGGUAAGAAGUAGCCUGUGCCAGGCUCUUAGAUGGUAGGGAUAUCAGAGCCUCUGUACGGGUGUUUCCGAGGAAAUCGAACGCGAACAUCGCCAUUGGUUGGGCUGAGCGUACUAGUAGCGUUACCACGCAAAAAAAUGCUCAAUAUGCGACGAUUUCGUGCUCGCCUGAAAAAGCGACCAUUUGAUAGAAAACGCAGGAUCGACGUCGGCAGGUACUCUUGCACAGGCUCGCACCACCAAAAUAAAACAGGCGAAGCGUUCUUAUUCUGCGUUCGGUUCGGUUCAGUUCAUUUUUAUUUAGCCAAAAUAUAAUACAAUACAGGAAUAUAUAAAGAAAAAAAAAAUUGCACUUUAUUUGAGUGUCAAUGUAUUUAGCACGGAGGUGCUAAUUGGGGACACUUUAUUAACGCUGUAGAAGGCCUAAAUGUAAUAAAUGACCCUAAAUGUAAUAAAGUCCUAAAUGUAAUAACAUUUUGUCCUAAAUGUAAUAACAUUUUGUCCUAAAUGUAAUAAACUCUUAAGUUGCAAAUUACGGUAAUUACUCAAAUAAGCGUCGCAUUUGGGGAUUUAAUAAGCGCUGCGUCGCUUAUUCGCGCAAAUACGGUACUAAGAGGUAUUGCUAUGGUUUUAAGCGCCGCAUUUUGGAGGAAAAAAAUUAGCAAGCUUCGGUACAUUUCCUUCUGCACUGUGUAACUUGACGUUUACAAAGAAAUUGCUUGUAAAGAGACAAAAUUAAAAAGAAAACUUGUAAGCCUUAAAAAGUUUUUCAUACUUCAUUUUUGUUAAAGAAAUUUGCUGCAAAAACCGUGGACGAAGAUCUUGUUGCUUGUCAACGUUGGAUCUCUAGAGAUUUAAUCAGCUAAUAGAUUAAGAAAGUCUAAGGGCCUGUUUACAUGGAGGUGGGGGACCCCAAGCAGGUGAGGUAACCCGCCUGUCCACACAAUCUCUCAUUUUAAUUUAAUCCCGUUUACAUGAUAGGUGGGGUGAUCCGCCGCAUACCUAUCUGGGGUCCCCCACCUCCAUGUAAACAGGCCCUAAAGACUACUACACAGCUGAUAACAACGUUUAUAAAUAACUAAGGUAGUACGCGCGCACUCUGAUUGGCCGAGAGAUGUGUUUGCAUGAGAGUAUGCUGACGCGCGCUGACCACACAAGCACGAAUUUCAAAAAGUUUUUGAGUUGAAAACUCGACAAAGUUACUUUAUUUAUCCAUUCCCUCGUCGGAUGAGACUUGGAAAAUCUUUACAAAUAUGCUGUCAAUUUUUUUUGCGCUUGAGCUGACAUUUUAAGCGAGAAAAACCUCUUUUUGGAAAGCAUCUUUACUGCAAAACAAGAACUGAUUACAUGUACAUUAAGCCUCGUGUACAAGACUUCGCGACUGGUAAGAAUUUCGCUUUUAAGGUGGCUGAACACAGUUUUGCGGGCGGUCAGCGGUAACUCGCGUGACCGCGCGUGUUUUUAAUUAGACAAACAAACAUAGCGGCGAAAAAGCAAUGGUACACGGAAGACGAUUUCUCAAAAUCUACUCAUUAAAAUUUUGUGAUAUUUGGCAGAAUUUUUACUUUUAUCGUAUUUUAGAUAAUGAAAACUUUAAAAUGGAGGUUGAACAGACGAAUUUCGUGACACAUUUAAUAAUUACGAUACAAUUAUAUUAUUGAUUAUCUAAAAGUUCGUCUGUUAAAAUUUGAUCAAAUAAGUUUCAAAUGGUAAUGAUUAGUUACAGUAAGCUGUGUGCAAGAUUAUAGGAAAAUCUAAUGAGCGAAUUUUAUGUAAACUGAACAAAAGUGAAAUUUUAAGGUUGUAUUCAAUCGUUCAUGUUGCCAUGGAAACUACGAAAACGUCAAAUUUUACCUGUCAAUCAAAAUCUUUCAUUAGUAUAUUUUCCACCUGCCAAGUUUCAGCUUGUGAGCUCAAACCUUUCUCUUGCCAUGAUUUGGCAAAUGACAUACACUCACAAACUGCCAAAACUGUGUUCAGCCACCUUAAUCAGUAAUCUAAACAAAGAGUUUUUCUUUUUUCUAGGGAAAGUUAUUUGCAUAGUCUAAUAUAAACACUCGAGGGGUUGGGAGAAUUCUUGACAGUUAUGCAAACCCGAGACGACUUCGAGGGUUUGCAUAACUGUCUCGAAUUCUCCACACACAGGAAAAAAGCUUUCUGUUGCUUAAAUAUUGCUUUUUUAGAAAAAUAUUGUUACUUUUCCGUUUACAAGCAAUUUAUUUGUAAACGUUAAGUUUCACAGUGCAUAAGGAAAUGUACCGAAUUUACGCAAAUUAGCACCGCGGCGCUUAUUAACUUUUUCUUCCAAAAUGCGGCGCUUAUUUGAGAGCGGAGCUUAAUACCAUAGUAGUACCGCUUAGUAAGGUAUUUACUCGAAUAAGCGCCGCGGCACUAAUUAACUCCCCCCCUCCAAUGCGGCGCUUAUUUGAAGGCGGUGCUUAUUCGAGUUAUUACUGUAAUUGUCAACUUGAGAGUUUAUUACAUUUAGGGCAAAUUGUUAUUACAUUUAGGACAAAAUGUUAUUACAUUUAGGGCCGUUUAUUACAUUUAGGCCUUCUACAAACGUCUCCUACUGGAGACGGAACCGCCAUUGUAGGUGGUCAUCCGAGCUACGAGAAGGUCUAGCCAUUUGCAGGACAAAGGUAGUACCUUCCUUUCUCAGUUAUUUUAAGACCCUGAGUAUUGGUCCGACUCCGGGAAUCGAACCCGCGACUUCCCGCUCUGCAGUCAAGCACUCUACCGACUGAGCUAAUCCUGCCGCGGUAGAAGUUGUAAGUUGUCAAGGGAGCCCAAAAGAAACUAGAAGGCUUAUGAAGCCUGGGCUCCCCAGUCACAAAGAAAUAAGUAAAAUGAAGUUCGCUGAGUGAUAGGUUAAAAAUAGGAACUAGACAGAGACUGAGUUAAGUUAUGAAUUCAGUAACAAGAUAUAGAACAACGUUCCUAACUCUGGAUUGGUAAUGAUGCACAAAAGCAAAUUUUGUCCCACUUAGGGAGCAUCAAUAAAGUGUAUGUAUGUAAAUAAGUAAUUUAUCGUUCAAUUAAUUUGACGGUCAAGUACUUGUUUCUCUCACAGCAAACUUUUAACUACGGUUCCACUCUCUGGAGCAACAAAGAAACCUAUAACCUUGAAGGAGGGAAGACUGGGUUUGACUCACAGGAGACCAAACUUCCCUCCUACUGGAACACAUCCUUCUCCAAGAUCUGCCUCGAUAUGAAGAUCGGCCAGCAGAUCAAGUUUAUUGUCAUCAACAAGCAGGCGAAUUCCUUGCACUCUCUGAUCGCUGAUGGGAAAUACCGCAGCACCUCACUGGGUCGUGACAAGUGGAAGUCACUGAUUGAUUCUAAUGCCUCCUUGCAGAAAAACUGUAACAAGGAAGGGUUCAAUGCUGUUUGUAGUAAUCUUGGUUAUUCCAAAGCAAGAAUAGGUAUUAUUAGUAACGACGAAGACGCAUGCACCUCUUGUGGCUCUAGAAUUGGAUUUGGUACUGGAGGAUAUCCUGAUAAGAGCAGCUCAUGUGGAAACGAGGCUAGUACAUCUGUCCCAGAUAAUGGCGAAAAGCAUAUUAAGACAAUGGGAUAUAUUUUGGUGCAGUAA